UACAAGAUAAAUAUAAUCUUGUAUAAAAGAUACUUACUAACAAAUAAAAUUUCUAGUAAUAAAAUGAACAAUUAUACAUACGUUAUUACGCAGAAAAUAAAUAAUAGUUACAGAAAUAAUUUAGUACACUUGCUUUAUUGACAUCUGCGACGAUCUAACCUGCAACUGAAUGUUUUGACGUUUACCGAACUCAUGAUGAACUCCACUUAGCACUUGAAUAACAAACAGUUAAAGCCAAUUUGUAUUCCAUGUCCUUCACACACAACUCUCUUAUCUCCCUACGAACAAACGAAAAUAUGCAGUAACUGAAGUGAUAAUGUGAUAACGCCGCAAGUGAAAAAAAUGGCGGCAAUAAAUCAAGAAAUGUUCAGAAAGUUUAAGCAACUUUCCACCAGACAAGAUGCAGAUGGCACAGAGGUGGAAGUGCGUGAAGAUGAGGAACAGGGAGUCAAACUACAGGAGAUUAUUGAUAUUCUUGUUGCUGCUGGAUAUUUUCGUGCCAGAAUCAAAGGUUUAUCACCUUUUGAUAAAGUUGUGGGUGGAAUGACUUGGUGUAUAGAGUCUUGCAAUGUUGAUGUGGAUGUGGAUUUAUUAUUUCAAGAGAAUUCAACUAUUGGCCAAAAAAUAGCUUUAACUGAGAAAAUAGUGGCCGUCCUGCCGAAACUCAAAUGUCCGCAUGCGAUUGAACCGCAUCAGAUCCAGGGAUUAGAUUUUAUCCACAUAUUUCCAGUGAUACAAUGGCUUGUCAAGCGUUCGAUGGAGUAUCGUCAGGAGCGCGCUGCGUUUGUACACUCGUACGCCAUUAAUCAGUACCAUAAGGCUUUUGCGCCCCCAAACAAGCAGCCAACGGGCAAAACCGAACAAAUUAUGUGCAAUAUAAAUAGUAUCAACGAAGUGUACCGGCCCCGGCGGUGUUUUAAGCGUAAGACAGGUCCACCAGCUGACUUUUCAUCACAAGUGCAGGUGACACUGUUGGAAUAUGGCAUGAGGGGUAAGAUGACUGCAUCAAAGAGCACGGAAAGUGAAGAGGUUGAGGAACAGGAGAGUAACGAGCAAAUUGAUCGUAUUUUAAAUGUCAUGGCUGAAAUAUCCGACGCUGAUACUGUGUUAUAUGACGAGUUAAAUCUCGAAGACCGUGAAAAGUUAGCGAAGCACUACAUGGCACUGCACAGCGAAUUACAAGAUGGCGGAUUAAAGUCACGCGAAAUGGAAAAACUUCUCGUACUGCAGAAACAAAACGAGUUGAUAUCAGAUCAUUGCCGUAAACUAGAAGGUGAUAAAGCUAGUAUUUCCGCUAAUAUCAAGCAAGCCAAUGAGGAACUGCAAGAGAUUAAAACUAGAUUAGAAGAAACACGUAAAUCUUUGAAGGAAAUCGAAGAAGCGACGGAUGAGACUGCUGAUAAUGUGAAGGAAGUCGAGGAUCUUGUGAUACUCAAUGAUAAUUUACGCACACAGGAGUUACAGUUCCGUGAACAUUGCAAAAAGGAAUUGUCUAGUUUACAUGUUUUAAUUGAAGAGACGAAAAAGGCGAAAACGCCCGUAGUGAAUGAUGAAUUAAACGAACAGGAAGUGAAGGAAGCCGGACAACGCUUGAAAGCAGUUAGAUUGCAAUUGGCUAAGAAAAAUAGAACGAUUGUUAGCUUACAGCGACAAUUGGAUGACGUACCGAGUCGUGCUGAAUUAGCGCAGUAUCAACGCAGGUUUUUAGAACUAUAUAAUCAAGUUGCCUCCAAACAUAAAGAAACCAAACAAUAUUAUACUCUCUACAAUACGCUGGAGGAUACCCGACGGUAUAUGAAAACGGAGAUUUCUUUACUAAACUCAAUAUCCGAUAGCUAUCCAACUGCAAUGCAAACAUCGGCAGGGAAAGAAGAAUUCUUAAAGCAAUUUGAGUCUAUCAUCGAGAAUGUGAAAUCAUCGCGUGCUAAAGUGGAUAAGCGGCUGAAUGAAGAACGAAGAAGACGCGAUCAGUUGACGUACAAGAUGCAAGCGCUCACUGAUCUACAACGUAAAUAUGCAGCCGCCGUCAAGCAACUGAGCAUUGAGUGCAGGAAACAUGAGAAUUUUGCUCAAUGAACUAAAGGUAACCAAAUAUAUAUGCUUUUUUGCACACAUAAAGUAUUUUGUAUAAAGAUUUUUUGUAACUCAUGUGAAAUGUCGAUCGGUGUGCACAUUUGUAUGACAUGCUAAUGAAUGAAUUGUUGUUGAAAAUAUUAUGAAAUAUACUGAAACGAAUUAAAGAAAAAAUGAAAAUA
Messenger RNA from Dalotia coriaria, 2255 nucleotides. RefSeq names its product coiled-coil domain-containing protein 93-like. Bases 343 to 2076 code for a protein of 577 amino acids. The record is from RefSeq and is a predicted model, not a curated record. Gene Ontology annotation, biological process: Golgi to plasma membrane transport. The transcript has 7 exons. Lineage: Eukaryota; Metazoa; Arthropoda; Insecta; Coleoptera; Staphylinidae.